Messenger RNA from Gigantopelta aegis, 2186 nucleotides. RefSeq names its product DAZ-associated protein 2-like. The transcript has 5 exons. Lineage: Eukaryota; Metazoa; Mollusca; Gastropoda; Neomphalida; Peltospiridae. The record is from RefSeq and is a predicted model, not a curated record. Bases 141 to 635 code for a protein of 164 amino acids.
AUUUGACUGUCGAUUGGUUAAGACUAUUAGGUCACGUGAUUUUAUUGUCCCUGUUUGUACGUCUCUUCCUGUUGUUUCUGACAAUCUGUUAAAUUAACGCUGAUAGCACACAUUAGACAAGUGUUCAGAACAGAAACAACAUGUCAAAGUCAGGUUAUCCAAGGCAGCAAACGGCACCAAACCCAUAUUUACCGAGCGGAUACCCGGCCCAGCCUCCUCCGUACACCCCACCUGCAGGAUACGGCCAGCCGAUGUACCAGCCAUCACACCCCGCAUACAUGUAUGGCAUACCAGGUCCCAAGCAGAGUCAACCACCUCCGUACACAAAUGCCCAACCUGCUGCCCAGUCUAUGCCCAUGGCUCCCCCAGCAGCACCGCUGCCAACCAAUGUACCGGGUGCCUACCCACAAGCUCAAUACCAACAGUUUCAACCUCCGGUAGUGAUGGCAGGAAACAUCUACGACUCGGGAGCACGAUUCGAUGGAGUAGCCCAACCCUCCAUACCGCCUCCGCCCCCCGGGUAUGCUCCAUCCGGUGCUCAGAUGGCUGCAAUGCAUGGAAAUGCAGUUGUUGGAACGCAGCAGCAAGCCGGUUGGUUAACCGGAGGAUCUGGGGGAGGAAUGACGCUUUGGUGAAAAGUGAUCGACUCCCAUCAAUCGUCUUGUGGGAGGAGCUACAGUUUGAACAGUGAUCAGUUCCCAUCAAUCAUCUUGUGGGAGGAGUGACAUUUUGACCAAUGAUAAAGCUCCAUCAAUUAUCUUGUGGGAGGAGUAACAUUUUCGUUAAUUUCCAUUGGUCUCUGGGAUGAACAACAUAUUUUAUGAUGAUGAUGACUCGUGCAGAGGUAGAUGCAUUGGGGAGGAAGACACUUUUUUUUUUUUUUUUUUAAUGUAUAAAUAAGAAUGGUGUUGUUUUUCUCAUGAUAGGUAAUUUAAUUCUUCUGUGAAGGUGUACCUGAUAUGAAUUAUAAUAAUUUCUUAAAGUCUUAAAGAUUACACAGGUAAUUUGAAAAUAAUCUCUUGCAUGCUUUCUUAAUUAUAUUGUUAUUGUUACUGGUAGUUGUUAGGAGUGGUUUUGGUUUGAAUUUAGUUUAUAUCUUUUUAUGUAUAUAAAUAUAUUUUUCACAUACAGUGAAACCCCUCAACACUGGAAUGAUCUCAAAACUGGAUGUUUUUGCACGGUUCCAUGAUUUAUGCAUCUUUUUAAUAAUAAAGUUUACCUCUCAAAACUGGAAACCUCUCUAAACUAAACAUUGGACGAAUAAUUCAGUCCCAAAAUGUUUAUUUAGUGUAAAUUAUACCAGACGAUCCGACCGUUAUCAGUCAUUAUGAUGCUACUAAUUGAUUCGUAUGUUAUUACUUCACCCAGAUUUUUCGACUGAUACUAUUUAAGCAAACUAAAUGAGUAAGCAAAUGUAAUGGCUUUGCAGUUUCGAAAAGAUGUCGGUACAAGGAACAUUUUGUUCAGAGUCGUGUUUCACUACGCAUGUUUUCAAAGAUCGCUGCACAAUUUUAAAACAUUAAACAGUAGUUGCUAAUCAAUUUUCAAUUAACUAGAAAUAUCACCAAUCAAGAUUUUGAGACAAAGGGCCAAAGGUACAGAGGCUGUUUAUCAUGUCAAUUUUUAACAAGAAGCAUCCAGCUAAACGUCGCCGCAUCGAACUAUAACUCGAAGAUAAAAAAAACUUAAAUCAUUAAAUGUAUUUAUUUACCAAAUGUUAAAAUCUAAGUGAAAAUUUCUUUAUUAAAACAUUAUCGGUUUGCUACAUCUUUGAGAAACGAGACAUAAUUAUAUAUAAUUAUAUAAGAUAGAGUACAAAUAGAAUGCUAGCAAAAACAAACAACAGAGUAUAACAGCUUUUGGAUCCAUGCAAACCUCUGAAAACCGGACAAUUUACUUGUCCCAUGGAUGUCCAGUUUAAGAGGGGUUUUGCUGUACUUGUAUUUUUCAUUUCUUCUCGUUAAUUUAACAGCUAAAUAUUUUUGUUUUCCUGACAAAAAAACAAAACAACAAACCUUGUAUAAAUGUUUAUUGUUAAUUCAUCAUAUUUUUCUUCAAGUUAAUUUUUUUUAAACUUCAAUUUUAUUUUGACAUGCCACUUUUAUAUGUAUAUUAUAAAAUAAAAAUGAUUCAUAUUGAAUACAAUUGAACAUAAUUUGAUUUGAAAUAAAUAUUUUUUUGGGUAA